This is a messenger RNA of Cannabis sativa, 1857 nucleotides long. Its product is annotated as phosphatidylinositol/phosphatidylcholine transfer protein SFH11. The record is from RefSeq and is a predicted model, not a curated record. The coding region runs from base 308 to 1663 and encodes 451 amino acids. Lineage: Eukaryota; Viridiplantae; Streptophyta; Magnoliopsida; Rosales; Cannabaceae. The transcript is spliced from 11 exons.
UUAAUGAUUCCACAUAUGUUUUAAUUUGACAAUGCAAGCAAGCAAAGCAUUGAUUCCAAUACCAUUCAACAAUAUUUCUUGCUUCAUUCCCAUUCUUUUCAUUAUAUUCCCAAACCCUUUUAUAUAUGUUUGCACUAUUCAUAUAUAGAAAUUUCAAACAAAGGUAACAACAACACUAAUAUCAUCUUUAUCACUUGUAGAAAUAAGGAUAACUACUCAUAAUAGUGUUAUUAUAACUUCUAUUAUCAAACUGUGAAGAAUAGUACCAAACCAACCAAACAAAGUAUUACAUUUUUUAUGUUCCAUAAUGUAUAAAUCAAAGGAUAAAGAUAGUACAAUAGUCAUAACAAGAAGUAGUGGUAAUGGUGGUGGAAACGGUAGUAGAGAAACCUCAUCGAGUAAUUGGCAAACAUCUCGGGAAAAAAGUACAAAGAGGACUAAAACAAUUCAUCCACCUAUUGAAUGUCAUUGGCAAUUGCCUCCUAUAAAGGAGGACAAAAAAUCAUCUCUUUCUUCUUCUUCUUCUUCUUCUUCGAGCUUUAAGUCGAUGUUAUCAUAUCCUCUAAAACUCGGUGGAGCAAUGAAAAAGAUUGGAAGAACAAAAAGCAUGCAACAAGUUCUUGAAGGCAACCAUGAUCCGAAAGAUGAACAUCUUGUUCAAUCUUUUCGCGAAAUGCUUUUUCUUGAGGUUCAACUUCCACCAAAACAUAAUGAUUAUCAUACCCUUUUGAGAUUUCUUCGAAUGAGAGACUUUAAUUUUGCUGAAGCUAAAGAAAUGUUCUUGAAUUAUCUUAAAUGGAGAGAAGAAUACAGAGUUGAUGCUAUUCACAAGGAGUUCAAAUUUGAGGAGCAUGAGAGAGUAAAGAAGUGUUAUCCACAUGGUUUUCAUGGGGUUGAUAGAAAUGGGAGACCAAUAUACAUAGAAAGGAUUGGAAUGAUUGAUGUAAAUCAACUGUUACAAGUUACAACUGUUGAAAGAUUUGUGAGGUACCAUGUUUCAGAACAAGAGAAGACAUUGAAGCUUAGAUACCCUUCUUGUUCCAUUGCUGCAAAAACUCAUGUUGCUUCAACCACAACCAUUCUAGAUGUCCAAGGAGUGGGAUUGGCUAAUUUCUCAAAGCCUGCAAGAUACAUCUUCAUGGAAAUUCAGAAGAUUGAUAGUUGUUACUACCCAGAGACAAUGCAUCGUCUGUUUAUUGUGAAUGCUGGUUCUGGAUUUAGAAUGCUGUGGAAAGUAGUCAAGGCUUUUUUAGAUGCACGUACUCUAGCCAAGAUUAAGGUGUUGGGAUACAACUACCUUAAUGAGUUACUUGAAGUUAUUGACCUAAGUUGCUUGCCAACAUUUCUGGGUGGAAAUUGCACGUGUGAUGACUAUGGUGGGUGUUUGUUAAGUGAUAAAGGACCUUGGAAUGAUCCUGACAUUGCAGAAAUUGUUCAGGCAAUUACGACAACAACAGAUGAGGAGAAUAACAAUGGUGAAGAAGAUCACAUUGAAACAACAGCUCCACAGUCUGCAUUGGCACGCAAUAUGAAAAUCAGAGGUUUGGAAACAGCACUUGCAGACACAAAAAAGAAAAUUGAGGCAUUGGAAGAUCUACUUGAUCAAACCAAGAUUGCCUUAAAAGGGCUGACUCUGCAUAUUGAAGACUUGAAAAGCUUUUAGGACACUUUCAAUUUGUUAGAUUUUAUUAUUUUUUUUCUUCCGUUUUUUAUUAAUUAUUCCUCCUAAAAUCAAACCCAAUAUUUGUAUGUAUUAUAUAACACAAAUUUCUCAAAUUAUUAUUGGAGAAUUCACAUGUACAACACUAAGUCAUAAAAGUGUUAAAAAAAAAUAAGAAAAUAAGUGUUGCAUGCAAA